Messenger RNA from Saccostrea cuccullata (small rock oyster), 571 nucleotides. RefSeq lists its product as uncharacterized. Bases 73 to 483 code for a protein of 136 amino acids. NCBI's taxonomy places the organism in Eukaryota, Metazoa, Mollusca, Bivalvia, Ostreida, Ostreidae. The transcript is spliced from 3 exons. The record is from RefSeq and is a predicted model, not a curated record.
AUACAUGAUAAUAUAUAAUUGCGCAUUAUAAAGCAUAACUUUAGAAAAAGAAUAAAAAUCAAAUGGGAAGGCAUGGAGCCCAGAAUAUUAUUGAUUUCACUGUGUCUUGUAGUUAAUUAUGUGCAAGGACAGGGAAAUAUUCUACAAAUUCUCCGAUAUACAACAGGAUUUUCUAAGUUUGCGCAGCUGGUUACCAGAGCACAACUUACGAGGAUGUACGAGUCCCCAACUACCAUGACGGUGUUUGUGUUUACUGACACGGCUUAUAAUCAGCUACCAUACAGAGAACGUAACAUAAUAGACAGCUACACAGAAACUGAGCUCAAAGAUUACCUCAAGUUCUGUACAAUCUAUGGCUCGAGACUCAACACGGGUUCCAUGAGGGACGAUAUACAAUUCCGCAGCAUGGACUCCAACGGUGACAAAUUAUUUAUAAAUAGGAAACAGCGGUUGUACACCGUAAGUGUUUGGUCGGUGUUGUAGCAUACUGGACUUGACUUUGACUUUUCUGCUUAUUAUCUAAAACACUGUCAGGUAAAACCUACAGGCAUAUUAAGAAUUAAUUUUCUGA